Molecule: messenger RNA, 5032 nt
Organism: Mesocricetus auratus (golden hamster)
Lineage: Eukaryota; Metazoa; Chordata; Mammalia; Rodentia; Cricetidae
Gene: Nvl
Product: nuclear VCP like
Exons: 23
Coding region: 118-2679 (853 amino acids)
Biological process (GO): ribosome biogenesis
Cellular component (GO): nucleus
Molecular function (GO): ATP hydrolysis activity; ATP binding; preribosome binding
Source: RefSeq, a predicted model, not a curated record
UGGUGGCACUUCCGGUGCCGUGGGCGCACGCGGGCGCUGCGCUUCCGGUGCGGCGGGGAAGGCGACUGCGGUAGGCUUUCACGGUAACGCGAGGUGCCCACGGCUUGCCCCGGCAGCAUGAAGCCCAGGCCUGCGUUCGUAGACGGGAAGCUGAAGCAGCGGGUCAUUCAGUACCUCACCAGUAACAGAUGUGGCAAAUAUGUGGACACUGCAGUAUUAGCAUCUGACUUGCAAAGAAUGUACAGUGUAGAUUAUGGCCGGAGAAAAAGAAAUGCUUUUAGGAUUCAGGUAGAAAAAGUAUUUAGCAUAAUUAGUAAUGAGAAAGAACUGAAGAACCUUAGAGAAUUAGAAGAUGAACAUCUGGCAAAAAGAGCAAGACAAGAUGAAGAAGAUGAGUACACUGAAAGUUAUUCUGAUGAUGAUUCAAACAUGGAAGAUUACCCAGAUCCACAGUCAGCAAACCACAUGAACAGUUCCCUGCUGUCUUUGUAUCGGAAAGGAAACUCUGACACUCCAAAGUUGGAACCUCGAGAAGCCACAACUUCAACACCAUUGCUGACUUCUAAAACAGACUCCAUGCCAUUGAAGACCCCUGCCAGAGCAUCUGAGGGAGCAUGGUUUAUUGACAAAACCCCAGGUGGAAAAAAAGAAAGUCUUCCCUUGGACCUCUCUGAUGACCAAAGCAAUUAUAAGCAGCCAGAUUCUGAGAUACAGAAUUUAAAAGAUUCUUCUCUUCUGGAAAGUGCUAAGAACAGGAAAGGAAGGCCAAAGGGCAAAGGAAACAGAAGAAAGACAGAGGAUCUUGAAGAAGUAGAUGGACAAGUAGAAGCCACUCUGCAGAAGAAAGCUAAAGCAAGAAGUAUAGAGUUGCAGAUUUCCAGUGUGAAGUUUGAAGAUGUUGGAGGCAAUGAUGCAACAUUAAAAGAAGUCUGCAAAAUGCUUAUACACAUGCGUCACCCAGAAGUUUACCAGCACCUUGGUGUUGUUCCACCUCGUGGCGUUCUCUUGCAUGGGCCGCCAGGCUGUGGGAAGACGUUACUUGCGCAUGCAAUUGCUGGGGAACUCGACUUGCCAAUUCUGAAAGUGGCUGCACCAGAGAUUGUGUCAGGAGUUUCUGGAGAGUCUGAGCAAAAGCUCAGAGAUUUAUUUGACCAAGCUGUGUCAAAUGCACCCUGUAUUGUUUUCAUUGAUGAAAUUGAUGCUAUCACCCCCAAAAGAGAAGUUGCUUCAAAAGAUAUGGAACGAAGAAUUGUAGCCCAGCUUCUAACCUGCAUGGAUGAUCUGAAUAAUGUGGCAGCUACAGCUCGAGUGCUAGUUGUUGGAGCUACUAACCGACCAGACUCGUUGGAUCCUGCUCUGAGACGUGCUGGAAGGUUUGACCGAGAAGUAUGCUUGGGUAUCCCAGAUGAGGCUUCCAGAGAAAGAAUACUUCGAACUUUGUGCCGAAAACUGAGACUUCCAGAAACUUUUAAUUUUUGUCACUUAGCACACCUAACACCUGGCUUUGUUGGUGCUGAUCUGAUGGCGCUUUGUCGAGAGGCAGCCAUGUGUGCGGUCCACAGGGUCUUGAUGAAGCAACAGGAGCGGCAGCAGAAGAGUUUGCCUGAGAUGGAAGGCUCGCCCCCUAAAGGAGCCCAGGAGGAGAGGCCGGGAGCUGAGCCCAUUUCUGAAACACAGGAUGACUUGCAAAGGCUAUUGAGGUUGCUAAGAGACCAAGAUCCCCUCUCAGAGGAACAGAUGCAAGGACUAUGCAUUGAAUUAAAUGAUUUCAUUGUUGCUCUAUCGGAAGUCCAGCCUUCUGCUAAAAGAGAAGGAUUUGUAACUGUCCCUAAUGUGACAUGGGCCGAUAUUGGUGCCCUGGAAGAUAUUAGAGAAGAGCUCAUAAUGGCAAUAUUGGCACCAGUACGCAACCCAGACCAGUUCAGAACUCUUGGUUUGGUGACUCCAGCUGGCAUCCUACUAGCUGGUCCUCCUGGUUGUGGGAAGACUCUGCUGGCAAAGGCUGUGGCAAAUGAGUCUGGACUAAAUUUUAUAUCUGUCAAAGGCCCUGAAUUAUUAAAUAUGUAUGUUGGAGAAAGUGAACGUGCCGUGCGACAGGUCUUUCAGCGGGCCAAGAACUCAGCACCCUGUGUGAUAUUUUUUGAUGAAGUGGAUGCUUUAUGUCCUCGAAGAUCAGACCGAGAAACAGGUGCUAGUGUCCGUGUGGUGAAUCAGCUGCUUACAGAGAUGGAUGGGCUGGAAACACGUCAGCAAGUUUUUAUUUUGGCUGCCACUAAUAGGCCAGAUAUCAUUGACCCUGCCAUUCUGCGCCCAGGCCGGCUGGACAAAACGCUCUUUGUAGGUUUGCCACCCCCACCAGACCGUGUUGCCAUAUUAAAGACUAUCACAAAAAAUGGCACCAAGCCACCCCUGGCUGAAGAUGUAAAUUUGGAAGCAAUUGCCAAUGACCCUCGUUGUAAUUGCUAUACGGGCGCAGACCUCUCUGCUUUGGUACGAGAAGCUUCUCUCUGUGCCCUGAGACAAGAAAUAGCAGGACAGAAGAGUGCAAUUGGAAUUGGAGCAGGUGAACUCAAAGUCAGCCAUAAGCAUUUUGAAGAAGCUUUCAGGAAAGUAAAACCAUCUAUAUCAGUAAAGGAUCAAAUGAUGUAUGAAGCUCUACAGAGGUCCCUCAGUCAGUGACACCUGCAGUACCUGGCAUGGAGGUGUCUAACAUGGAACCCGCCAAGAAUCACACUCACUCUGAAGGGUCUACAUUCAGCUGGAUGCAAAUGACCUCAUUGUAAGCAUUUUAUUUUCAAAUUAUUGAGGCCCAAAUGGAGAUGAUGUCUCCCAUCUGGCCAGCUUUAUAGGAAAACUCCCUACCUCAAAAAAAAAAGAAGAAGAAAAAAAAGGACUGAUAAAGCAAGGCCUUAUUCAAAUAAAAUUUUAUUUUGAACUGUCUUAAUCGUACAUAAAAGUUACAAAAAACUGUUUUCCUGAGAACUGGUCACCUUACAUCCCAGGUACAUAUAUCGGUUUUGUGUAAAUCAGAAUGGUUUUCUACAUAACCAACCAUCAAAAACACUGACACAUGUUACUAUGUAAUUAUCAAGUUCCAGUCUAUCUUUUUUGGCUGCUCUGAUGUCCUUUAUAGUAAAAAGAUGUUUACUAUAAUUAAAUUAAUUAAAAUUAGCUAUUCCAGUGUGUUAAGUCUUCUAGUUCCCUUAUAGUUUCCAAAAGUUUUUGUUGUUGAUUUUUUUAUUUCUGUUUGAAGACAGUUUCUAUGUAUCCCUGACUGGCCUAGAACUUACUAUUUAGCAUAGGCUGGCCUCAAACUCCCAGAGACCCACCUGCCUCUGCUUCCUGAGUGCUGUGAUUAAACGUAUGUGCCCCUUAUCCUGCUUUAAUUUACAUCUUUUUAAGUACUUAAGACCAUCACUAUGGUCACUUGAUUCAAGUUCUGACAGGAUUCAAACACUAUAGAGUUACUCCUCCUCUUCCUUUUUAGCUUAAACCUACUUAUACCUCUUAACCUCUGUUGCUCCCUCACCAGAUUCAGAGUCUAAUUUUUUUCAGUGUAUUAUUCAGUAUCAUGGUUUGAUCAGAUUGUGUCUUUAAUGAAUUUCUAAGCCGAUGUUUUAUAAGAGAUUUUAUGUUAUGAUUAUUUCAUCAGACCAUUCAAGUGUUGUGUAUCUUGUGUAAACAGGUCUGGUUACUUCAUUUUAUCCUAUCUCAUUCAAGAAGUCUUUGAGAUUCCUUUUAAGAAUGAGACUGAUGGGACUGGAGAAGUGGCUUAGUAAUUAAGACUACACACUGCUCUUUCAGAGGACCAGGUUUGAUUCCCAGCUCCCACACAGGCAGCUCCAGGGGAUCCUGCUGCACUCUGGCUUCUACAGGCACCUGCUCUCACAUGCAUGUUCAUCCCCACCCCCACAUACACACUUUGUAAAAAAAAUAAAAUGUAUUUUUAUAAAAACAAUGAAAUUGAUAAUGGAUUGACGAGAUGGUUUAACAGGGUAAAGGCACUUGCAACCAAGUCCUACAACCUGAUUUUGAAACUGGAGACCCAUAUGGUAGAAAGAACUAACUUCUAAAAGUUAUACUCUGACCUCUGUGUGUAUGUCUAUCUCUCUCUCUCUCUCACACACACACACACACACACACAUAAUAAAUUGGAAAGAUAUGACUGAAGUAAAAUGAGGAUUACAAAGGUCAAGGAGAUUCCUUUUUCUUGAGGACUUCAGAGAAGUUGAUAGGUACUAAACAGAAAGACAUUGUCAGGGAAGGACACAAAGGAGGCCAACAGAGGCUAGGAAAACAAACCAGGAUCGGUAGAGGCAGAUGAUUGAGAUGAUCAGGAAACUAGAGGAAAGCCAGGAAGCCUUAACUCGUGGAUCCAAGCAGUUGAGUCUGAUGCUGUACUUAAUAGAUGCCAUAGGAAAACAACGCCUGGCAUUUCAAAGUUCUUCCUGGCAACUGAAUGUUGGGGCUAAGUACAUUCUAUUUCUGGUACCCUGAACAUAAAAUGCAGAUUGUAUAAGAGGUGACCACCAUGGUACAUUUUGGAUAUCAGUCAGUCCUGGGCAGAAAAUAAAUUCCAACAUUUCUAAAAAUGAUACCUUUGAGCAUGUGCUGGACACUGCUUGACACUCUUGUGUGCUCCCAUGUGGUGUUCUCAACUCACUAGGAUGUGCUGACAUCCUAUUUUUUUAGUCUACAUUUUAUACAAAUGAAGAUUGGGAAAAAACAAAGAUUGAGAUUUUGCUAAUACUAACAACCUAACUUCUAGUCUGGCUGUCUAACUUUUCCCUGGUGAAAAAGAUCCAUUCUGUUUGGAAACCUCUGGAAUUGCAUGUACUGUCCUCUCAUUGUCAAAGAUUUAACUAUCUUAAAUACAUUUUAUAGCCAAGUGUGGUAGCAUAUGCCUUUAAUCCCAGCACUUGGCGUGUAGAUGGAUGGAUCUCUCUGUUCCAGACAAGCAAAGGCUGUGUCAUGAGACUGUCUUAAGAAAUAAAGUAUAUUUUGUGUCAGACACUGCUGACAUGAUGAAGGA